Messenger RNA from Quercus robur (English oak), 1377 nucleotides. RefSeq lists its product as uncharacterized. NCBI's taxonomy places the organism in Eukaryota, Viridiplantae, Streptophyta, Magnoliopsida, Fagales, Fagaceae. Bases 1 to 1377 code for a protein of 458 amino acids. The transcript has 2 exons. The record is from RefSeq and is a predicted model, not a curated record.
AUGGCUAUUCACUCCAGAGAUGAUGCUUUGAUGUGCAAGAUUUUUCUAUCGAGUUUGGGUCCGACGGCGAUAAGAUGGUUCAAUGGCUUAAGGGCCAAUUCUGUUGGAUCUUUCAAAACACUGACUCGGGCUUUUGGUACUCGUUUUAUUACAUGCAGCCGGACUCCUCGACCUUUGGGAUCCUUGUUGACGUUGUCUAUGCGAGAGGGCGAGACUCUCAAGAGUUACUCGGAUAGGUACUGGGAAAUGUUCCACGAAAUAGAGGGAAAGAAUGAUCCUGUGGCGAUAACCACUUUCAAAGCUGGUCUCCCAGCUGAUCAUGAUUUGAGGAAGUCCUUGACGGGUAAACCUGUCACUAGUGUGCGCCAGCUGAUGGACAGAAUAGAUAAGUACAGAAGAGUAGAAGAAGAUCAACUACAGGGGAAAGGAAAGGCCAAGAUGAUCCCUCAGGAGAGGAGGGAUUUCAAGUUGGAUCGUUAUAAUAACAGCCGACCAAGGAGGGACUUUGUUGGGCAGUCGGGCUCGGUGGACGCCCAAGUUGUUAAUGCAGUAUUUCGGGAGCCUGUUCAGCAGGAUCAUGGGCACACGACAGACAACUGCAGGAAUUUAUGGGACCACUUGGAACAGUUGGUCCGUGAAGGGAAAUUAAAGCAAAUCUUGCAUCACUCCAGCGGAAGGGCUAGCCAAGCAGGUUCUGAGGUGCGUGGGGAUGCUUCAUCAAGGCUCCCCCUGGGUACGAUUAACGUUAUCUUUGCGGCCCCAGGAAGGACUGGAUCUUGCCCCUCGAGAGUGUUGUCGAUGUCCCGAUCCCCGACCGAGGAUCAUUCUCAGACAUUGAAGAGAGCUAAGAGGCGUGUCCCCUUGAUUUUGGGUUUUUCAGAUGAGGAUCUGGUUGGGACCAUACAGCCCCAUGAGGAUGCUUUGGUGGUAACAUUGAGGAUUAGCGGAUACGAUAUUCGAAGAGUGAUGGUUGAUCAGGGAAGCGCUGUGGAUGUGAUGUAUCCAGAUUUGUACAAGGGGCUAGGUUUGAAACCAGAGGACUUAACAACCUAUAAUUCCCCUCUAGUGAGUUUUGAGGGAAGGUUGGUCACUCCUAUGGGGCUAAUCAGGCUGCCCGUGCAAUCAGGCACGAAUGUGGUGGAGGUGGAUUUUAUUGUCGUAGAUGUUUUUUCUCCGUACACGGCUAUUGUGGGCAGACCUUGGCUUUACACCCUUAAAGCGGUUUCGUCCACCCUACAUCAGAAGGUGAAGUACCCAUCCGGAGACCAAGUGCUGGAGAUAGUAGGGAGUCAGGCGGCUGCUCGGCAAUGCCAAGUAGCGGCUAUACAGCAUCGGCCAGAGGCAGAAACCUCGGCUAUCGCCGAUAAUGAGUUAUAG